GCACAUGUUACACGUUAGUAACAAGCCACGUCUCCUCACUUCACCGUACGUACGUGACAACAUAACUCUCCACGACACGCAUCUACAUACGUUUGAAAGAGAAAAAGUGCUCCCAAUUUAAUUCUUUUUACUAACAAUAAUGUGUUUUAUUAUUAUCAAUUUGAAAAUUGAGAAGAGAAAUGAACAAGAAAGAGAUUGAAAAGUGGAUUGGAGGAGAUGAGAGUGCCUCGGAGAUGCUGAGUAGAGUGAGCAGCAUGCGACCUUUCUUGUUUCCUCCGCCGCUCCACAGGGUUCCUCUCCGCGUCGGAAACGUCGUCGAGCUUGUGGGGCCCUCUCCUUCCGCCAAAACGCACAUUCUCAUCCACGCCGCCAUCACUUCCGUUCUCCCCAAAUGCUACGGAGGCCUCGACCACUUGGUCCUCUUUCUCGACCUCGAUUGUCGCUUCGACAUUGCGCGCUUCUCCCAAUUGCUCAUUCAUCGCAUUACCCAACACGGAACGGAUUCUUAUGAUAAAACGCUGUAUGCUCUCUGUAUGGCCCGUUUUUUGUACGUCCGUUGUUACGACAGCUUUGAAUUUCUUCACACUCUCAGGACAUUGCAUUGUCGCUUAGAGAAGGAGAAAGAAGUUCACGGAGUUGGUGUCCACCUCCUCAUGAUUGACAGCAUCGGAGCUUUUCAUUGGAUGGAUCGUGCAUCGAUGUUCUUGUCUCAAAGAGAAAACAGCAAGAAUAUGGAGGAAGGAUGUUCAAAAAAUGUGGCAAGAAACCAUCAAAAUUUCCAGUAUCGUGAAUACAUGCCUUCUGUCUGGCAGUCCUUUGUUACACACAGAAUACUUGUACGAUCUUCAGAUGAGCAUCCUGUUACAACCAAUUAUCAAAACUCUUCAUUCUAUUUGUUGGAAUGGUUAUUGCCAAGAUUGAGUUUUCCGGAUAAGAUUGUAGUGAAAGAUGCUGGUGUCUUUGUUGAUUCAUGAAGCACUUGUUGCAAAGGGAUGCCUAUAUGUAAUCCAUUAUCCUUCUUUCAGUGAUGGGUAACUAAAUUAUUGUGUCUUGUCUCUUCUGAACUUUCUAAAUAUACGCUUGUCAGUAUCAUUAUUACUUAUUUUCUUUCAAAUUUUUUAUUGCUUGAUUGUUAGUUGAUGUAAUACAGAUUCACUAGAAAAACUUGAGUGAAAAGAAUAUGCAUUUGAUACUUCUUGACUGGGCUUAAUAUUAUGACGUAGAUAGGAUCCAAAUCAAGUUAUUGUCAAGAUCCAUUUUUGUCUGAGGUUAAGUUAUUCUUAUGUGCUGUCACAAGAGAAGCAAAGGAGGAAUAUUAUUCCACCUAGUGUUUUCUCGGCUUAGAGCAUUUGAAAUGUAAUCAUUGGGCAAAUUUCAAUCCCUCCAGAUAAACCUAUGGGAAGCUUCAUGGGCUUUCACGAGGUGGUGAUUGAUGGGAGGAUCCAUACUCUUAGAUUACAAGAACCUAUUUCAGAUGUGGCGUGGAUCAAAAGAAGGAUCUAAUAUUGUCAACCUGACUCAAGAAAACUUCUAGUACUCAUACUUGAUAGUUGAAUUUUGUUUGCCCUCCACAUCCUUUUCCGGUCAUGAUUUUGCUUACAUUCUUCAUAUCUGUAACUUGCCAGUGUCUGCACUGUAAAAUUCCGAUGCUUCAUAGUUCAUAUCAUGAGUAGUUUGUAUGCGAAUAUGACAUUUUUUGUUAAGGAAAAUAUCUUUCUAUUA
Messenger RNA from Glycine soja, 1722 nucleotides. Its product is annotated as DNA repair protein XRCC2 homolog. Gene Ontology annotation, cellular component: replication fork; Rad51B-Rad51C-Rad51D-XRCC2 complex. The coding region runs from base 180 to 974 and encodes 264 amino acids. The transcript has 7 exons. Gene Ontology annotation, molecular function: DNA binding; ATP binding; ATP-dependent DNA damage sensor activity. The record is from RefSeq and is a predicted model, not a curated record. Lineage: Eukaryota; Viridiplantae; Streptophyta; Magnoliopsida; Fabales; Fabaceae. Gene Ontology annotation, biological process: double-strand break repair via homologous recombination.